This is a messenger RNA of Photinus pyralis (common eastern firefly), 1726 nucleotides long. Its product is annotated as glucose-6-phosphate 1-dehydrogenase-like. The transcript has 8 exons. Gene Ontology annotation, biological process: glucose metabolic process; pentose-phosphate shunt, oxidative branch. Gene Ontology annotation, molecular function: glucose-6-phosphate dehydrogenase activity; NADP binding. The coding region runs from base 114 to 1655 and encodes 513 amino acids. Lineage: Eukaryota; Metazoa; Arthropoda; Insecta; Coleoptera; Lampyridae. Gene Ontology annotation, cellular component: cytosol. The record is from RefSeq and is a predicted model, not a curated record.
AAACCAGCAGCCUUGAGUAUUGGUCGUUCACUCACUACGCACGAGCGAUAUAUCCAGACAUCCUUCAGUAGAAGUUUUAGUGAGUUUACGCAACGCAAUACGUCUUCUUUAACAUGCCAUUUUCAAAAUCGGCACUUACUGAUCAAGCACAAUCGAAUGCAAGAGACUAUGAGAGGAGUUUUGAUGACGAAUCCAAUUAUACCAUUGUUAUUCUUGGAGCCUCAGGCGAUUUGGCAGGCAAGAAAAUUUAUCCAACACUGUGGUGGCUGUUCAGAGACAGUUUAUUACCGAAGAAUGUGACCAUAUUUGGAUAUGCACGCAGCAAAACGUCUGUGCUACAACUCAAAACAAAAAACCACAGGUACAUGAAAGCGAAACUAAACGAAUCUGGACGAUACGAGCGAUUUUGGCAACGCAAUCACUACAUCAGUGGACAGUACGGUUCAGAAAGUGACUUCGCAUCUCUCAACCAAAAAUUAAUGGAACACGAAAAGUGUGCAUCCAGCAACAGGCUUUUCUAUUUAGCACUUCCACCGUCAGUAUACGAAUCUGCCACAAUCCACAUACAUGCCAAGUGCAUGUCCCAGAGAGGGUGGACACGCAUAGUUGUAGAAAAACCGUUUGGAAAAGACCUACAAUCUUCCCAGCAACUGUCCAAUCACCUAUCGUCACUAUUUACAGAAACACAACUAUACCGUAUCGACCAUUACAUCCAAAAGGAAAUGGUGCAAAACAUCUUAGCCAUCAGGUUUGCGAAUCGAAUCUACGCCCCCAUCUGGAACAGCGACAACAUUGCGUCAGUUGUAAUAACAUUCAAAGAACCGUUCGGAAUAGAGGGGCGCGGAGGCUACUUCGACGAGUACGGAAUUAUACGCGACAUCAUGCAAAAUCAUCUUUUACAAAUGCUGACACUUGUAGCCAUGGAAAAACCCGUUUCCCAACAGCCGGACGACGUACGAAACGAGAAGGUUAAAGUUUUACGUGCGAUCCGGCCACCAACGAUUGACGAUGUUGUGCUGGGUCAGUAUGUUGGAGAUCCCAAUGGUAGAGGGGAAUCUAAGAUCGGUUACCUCGAGGAUACGACAGUUAAUAAGGGAUCAAUUACACCUACAUUUGCGUCCGCUGUCCUACACAUUAGAAAUGAACGUUGGGAGGGGGUUCCUUUCAUUCUUAGAACUGGAAAAGCACUUGACGAACGGAAGGUGGAGAUUCGGGUUCAGUUUAAAGACAUUUCCGGUGACAUUUUCGGUGGAAAAUCCACCAGAAAUGAAUUAGUUAUCCGCAUACAGCCGAGUGAAGCGAUAUACCUAAAGCUCAUGAUCAAAACGCCUGGAAUGUCCAGCGAUAUAGAGGAAACAGAACUAGAUUUGACCUACAGCAGUAGAUAUCCAGAAGUGAGAUUACCGGAUGCUUAUGAAAGGGUCAUCUUGGAGAUCAUUUCUGGUUCACAAAUGAACUUUGUACGUUCGGAUGAGUUGCAUGAAGCUUGGCGAAUCUUCACGCCCUUGCUUCACUACAUGGAGAAGGAGAGGGUUGUUCCAAUUCCCUAUGUGUUUGGCACUCGUGGUCCCAAGGAAGCGGACGAAUUAUUGAAGAGAAAUCAUUUUCGUUACUCUGCCACUUACAAAUGGCAACCUCCAUCUACGCCAAUAUAGUAGACUAAUUAAAGAAAAGCAAUUAUUGCAUCAGUUUUAACUUUAAGCAGUUUCCCAAAGUUUAAAUAAAG